GCCUGGUCAGUUAGUUCCGUCUAAUGAUUCAACUGAAGUAAAUAUCUCCGACUUCACCAACCGCCUUACCCAGCAUAUGCUUCAGCUUAGACCAGUAGCCCCUCGCCAAUCACUUCAUAAAGCUCAAGUAAAUAAGAACCUACUCACUAGCAAAUUUGUAUUUGUUCGCGUCGAUGCCAUUAGAAAAGGUUUACAACAUCCAUAUGAAGGUCCUUUUCUAGUACUUAAACGCACCGAAAAAUACUUCACGCUGAACAAACAUGGUAAACCGGAGACUGUUUCUAUCGACCGUCUUAAACCAGCGUACACCGACAGCGAACAUGAAACACUAGCAACGCCGACACCAAUAAACAAUCAGCAAGUCAAUGCAACUCCAACUCUCCCGCUCUUCACUCUUCCCCCUGUACAGACACGCAGUGGGCGGCAGAUCUGUAAACCUGCCCGCUAUGUUCAUUUCAUUGACUGACAUAAACGUUAACCUCAUUUAGACAUACUUCUCAUUACUAUUGUUGUUAACAUUCACUUCAUUAUAACCAUUAAUAUUUAUUAGUAUUAUUAUUUGCUGUUCGUCAACUGUACUGCAAGCACACGCAUUCACCACGUAUAUGUGUAUAUCUAUUUAUAUAUGAAUUUCACAAAUGUUAACAAACAUGUCAUGGUUUAUUAUGUACAUAAAUUUUUAUUUAAAAUUAUAACAAGUUUUGAUUUUUUUUUAAAAUUCCUGUAUGUGCUUGUAUGUGCUAAACUUUAUACGACACGGAUGCAUUCCAUACAUCCUGAUCUAACUUUGUA
Molecule: messenger RNA, 792 nt
Organism: Trichobilharzia regenti
Lineage: Eukaryota; Metazoa; Platyhelminthes; Trematoda; Strigeidida; Schistosomatidae
Source: the annotation of a GenBank genome assembly